CACAUUAUUGGAUUAAGAGUAGAAAGUGUAUUUUUUAUGUUCAAAUUAAUUAAAUUAUAAUAGUUAACAAUUGGUAAAACGACCAAAUGCGGCAGUUUUUGAGCCCAAAGUGCGCCGGUCAUAGUUAUUGAAAUAUCUUGAACAAUUUCUAAACAAUCUCGCGUACAAAGCGAAGAAAAGCAGAAGUGCAACAACAGCACACAAAGAGAUAGCGACAACUACAAAAACAACUAUACAUCACCGCAACCAAUACAAAAACUCGUUUCUUGUGUGUGUGUGCGUGUUUUCCUAUAUUUGCAUUGCAGCCAAAGCGGACGCUGCGGCAUUUCGUGGCAGAGGGCGAUUACAAAAGGGGCGUGUCACCAUCAAACAACGGACUGUAAGCAGUUUGCAGCAUUAUGAUGGUUGAGUCCGACGGAACCGCCGACGCCACCCGCCGUCUCAACGUGAAGAAACAAACGCUCGAUGAUGCGUACGCAGUUCCCGCAAACUUCCUUGAAAUCGACGUGGUCAAUCCGCUGACCACCAUGGCGGCGGGCAAGAAGCGUUACACGGACUACGAAGUUCGCAUGAGGACAAACUUGCCGGUGUUCAAGGUGAAGGAGUCGAGUGUGCGACGUCGCUACAGCGACUUUGAAUGGCUGAGAAAUGAGCUGGAACGGGACAGUAAGAUUGUGGUGCCGCCGCUGCCGGGAAAAGCCUGGAAACGACAAAUGCCAUUCCGCGGCGACGAGGGAUUAUUUGACGAGAACUUCAUCGAGGAGCGGAGGAAGGGAUUGGAGGCGUUUAUCAACAAGAUAGCCGGACAUCCGCUGGCGCAGAACGAGCGCUGUCUGCACAUGUUUCUGCAGGAAAGCGUUAUUGACAAGAAUUAUGUGCCCGGCAAAAUUCGCAACACAUAAGACGCUGAAUCUAAAUCUGAAUCCGCAUCCGCAACUGCAAUAAAGCAACAACUCGAACGAACAAAAUGCAAACUUAAAAUGAAAGAAGAUAAAAA
Molecule: messenger RNA, 997 nt
Organism: Drosophila innubila
Lineage: Eukaryota; Metazoa; Arthropoda; Insecta; Diptera; Drosophilidae
Gene: Snx3
Product: sorting nexin-12
Exons: 3
Coding region: 399-902 (167 amino acids)
Biological process (GO): late endosome to Golgi transport; endocytic recycling
Cellular component (GO): retromer complex; early endosome membrane
Molecular function (GO): phosphatidylinositol-3-phosphate binding
Source: RefSeq, a predicted model, not a curated record